GGAGGCAGGGCUGUGACGGAUCUCUUCGUCGUCUCUGCGUCAUUGCGCUGACACAGCGUUCCUCUCAGGCCGGACUGGGUUACGGAUGGUGCAUUACUCUGUGGAGCUUCUGCUGAAUAGUUACUGUUUUGGUUGUCAGAGAAAACACAGGACUUUGUUUGCUUCUCGGGAGAACAUGCGCGACACAGAGGACAGCGCUUCUCCAGUGGCCUCCAGACUUCACUGCUCCAGGCAGCAGGCUCCAGGGCCUCUGUGGUGCUCCGAUGCCCCUCACCCACUAACGAAGAUCCCGAGUGGGCGAGGGACCGGAAGGGAUCUCCCUCUCAGCGUACCUCUUCACAAGGACGACAGGUUGACAGUAACUCGGGCAAGUGCAGUGGGCGGAACCCCUACUAUCCUGCACUUCCAGUACAAGCUGAGCGAGAGGCGGUUCUCCUGCUGGGACACGGUGCUGACUGCCAACUGCCUUUAUCUGGAGAUCCCCAGCGGAGCUCUGCCCGAGGGCAGCAAAGAGGGUCUCACCAGCCUGUUGGAAUUUGCAGAGGAGAGCCUGAAAGUCGGCUACGUGUUCUUGUGGUUCUACAAAAGCAGGGAGGAUCGAGUGUCCAUCACAAACACCUUCCACUACAUGGGUUUCGAGGUUGUGAAACCCGGUCACCCUCUGGUGCCGACCCGGCCCGAUCUCUUCUUUAUGGUCUACUCUAUGGACAGCAGCAGCUCUGAUGAGGAAUGAGCGAACACACAUACUCAGAAAAUGCCCCCUUGAUCCUUCCUAGUCCACCUUGUUUUUUCCUCCUCCACAACCCCAUCCUUAAACAAUAACCUAUUAAGUCGUUUGGAGGCUGGAAGUGUAGGAAUGGACAACCGGUCCCACAGGAUGGUUGCGAUCCCUGGUUAGCUGGUGCUACAUGCAACCUACAGCGCAUCCUCUUAGUUUGCACCCAGUCUAUAUUCCUUUAGUUUUCAGCCUGCUUUAGGACAGGAAAUGGUUAUGAGGAGAAUCGUGUAAGGGAAAGAUUUUGUUUAAAACGCCAUAAGCCAUUCCUCUUCAGGGUCAUAGUGCAGCAAAUUCUAUAUAUAUAUAUUUUUAACUACUAGUAUUUUACAAUUCGCACUCUUCUGUUGGUCACCAUUCCUUAUUUAGCAUCACAUGGCAUUUUAAGGGACAAUUAAAGUCAACUUGUGUUGUGGAAAUCUUAAUAAAUCUACACAAUAGUGUUAUGUAAUCUGUAGGACUGCUUAAAGCUUUUUACAUUAAUGUGUAAAUACUCUAGAUAAGGCUAAUGACAUGGAUCAGGACUACAGUGCUCUACAAAAGAUGAGUGUUUCUGGAGUUUUAUAGGACCCUGUUAAUGCAGGUCAGAUUUAGCCAAGACUAGGAUCAGGUAUGGAUUGAGGCUAGAUUUUUAAAAUAAUGCUUGGUUAUAUUACUGCCACUAGAAAAAGCAGGCACUUAAACUGAUCAUGAAGUAGUGAGCGGUUUUAGACUCAUCCCUUGUUCAUUACAUUUGGGCAAACAUUUUUAUAUAUAUAUAUAUAUAUAUAUAUAUAAUUCUGCAGCAGUUUUAUGUAGGUUGGAUUUAGGCUUUGCACUGCUACCAAACUGAUCAUAUAAACAAAAGCACUUUAGCUGUACAUGUGCAAUCAGACGUGCAUUCUGGGUACAUCUCACCAGAGACGUCCCAAACGUCUCUAAGCCAUCUUUAUGGAUUGAGUGAAAUCGAGACAGUUGCCAAAGAAAACGGUCCCCACUUAAAGCUCACACUUAAAUUAAGAGUUGCACCACUCAGGCAUUCAGGACAAACAAUAAACAGUAGAUAAACCUAAAUACAUUCCCCAGAGUUGGGAGCGUUUGGAGUUUCCACGGUCAGGCCUGUGGAAGCCAAGCGUAAGAUGUGCUGGGGCUCCACCGUUGGGACUCUGGGUUCUGCAUGUGUACAUACAGUUAAUCUUACAUUUAUAGAGUUCACUUUGAGCCAUGACAAUAAGCUGUUAUAUAUAUAUAUAAUAAGUCUCUAUUCUGUUGCUUUUGGAGAUUUCAUUUUUGUCCAUUAGCUUUGACUGAUUUGAUUGUGUUUCUUUGUAGAUUAGUAUUUUGUUUACAGUAAAAAAUAAAAAUAAAAAUUAAGGACAGUCCACAUCUGUGUACCUGUACCCCUUUUUCUUUUGUCCCCUCUCGUCCUAAUAAAAUGUAAAAUAUAA
Clarias gariepinus (North African catfish) is the source of this 2202-nucleotide messenger RNA. It is a transcript of the gene oaz2a, whose product is annotated as ornithine decarboxylase antizyme 2a. Lineage: Eukaryota; Metazoa; Chordata; Actinopteri; Siluriformes; Clariidae. Gene Ontology annotation, molecular function: ornithine decarboxylase inhibitor activity. The record is from RefSeq and is a predicted model, not a curated record. Gene Ontology annotation, biological process: positive regulation of protein catabolic process. Gene Ontology annotation, cellular component: cytoplasm; nucleus.